GUGUGAGUGCGCGGCGGGUGUCCAUGUGUCCGUGAGUGUGCGUGUGUGUACGAGUGGAAGUGGAAAGUGUGUGAUUAAGUGCAGUCGCUCUCCGGCGGACCAAAAGAAAUCAUUCAACAGUAGUGUUUAAUGAACGGCUGAGCCAGCCAGCAGGAAACGCGAUCGCUCAACUCCUCCACUGUAUCUGUAGUUGUUGUUUUUUUUUUGUUUUUAUCAAGGAGAGGCGCCGCAACCAAUAAAACCAACACACCCACAAAGGCAACCAAGUCGCGUCAUCAGUGGAAGAGGAAAGACAGCAGCAGCGGCAGCGGGAGAAGCAGUGGUUUUCCAGCUCCAGAAAGAGUCCUUAAAACAUGGACAGCAAGGGUCGCAAUGUCAUCGUCUGUGAUAACGGCACAGGGUUCGUCAAGUGCGGAUAUGCCGGCAGCAAUUUUCCCACUUUCAUUUUCCCCUCAAUGGUGGGACGACCCAUGAUCCGGGCGGUGAACAAAAUCGGCGAUAUCGAAGUGAAGGAUCUGAUGGUCGGCGAUGAGGCGUCACAGCUGCGUUCCCUGCUGGAGGUCUCCUAUCCCAUGGAGAACGGUGUGGUGCGUAACUGGGACGACAUGUGCCACGUGUGGGACUACACGUUUGGGCCGAAGAAGAUGGACAUUGACCCCACGAACACAAAAAUCCUGCUGACUGAGCCGCCCAUGAAUCCCACAAAGAAUCGCGAGAAAAUGAUCGAGGUGAUGUUCGAGAAGUACGGCUUCGAUUCCACAUACAUUGCCAUACAGGCUGUGCUGACGCUUUAUGCCCAGGGUCUGAUCUCGGGCGUUGUGAUCGAUUCGGGCGAUGGCGUAACGCAUAUAUGUCCCGUCUACGAGGAGUUCGCCUUGCCCCAUCUGACCCGGCGAUUGGACAUUGCCGGACGCGAUAUCACCCGCUAUUUGAUUAAGUUACUGUUACUGCGUGGCUACGCUUUCAAUCAUUCCGCUGACUUCGAAACGGUGCGCAUCAUGAAGGAGAAGCUCUGCUACAUCGGCUACGACAUCGAAAUGGAGCAGCGAUUGGCCCUGGAGACGACGGUGCUGGUUGAGUCCUACACGCUACCCGACGGCCGGGUGAUCAAGGUCGGCGGAGAGCGUUUCGAGGCGCCAGAGGCCCUGUUCCAGCCGCAUUUAAUCAACGUCGAGGGGCCGGGCAUUGCGGAAUUGGCCUUCAACACGAUCCAGGCGGCAGACAUUGACAUCCGGCCCGAACUCUACAAGCACAUAGUCCUGUCCGGCGGUUCUACCAUGUAUCCGGGUCUACCCAGUCGACUGGAGCGAGAGAUCAAGCAGCUGUACUUGGAGCGGGUACUGAAGAACGAUACGGAAAAGCUGGCGAAAUUCAAAAUACGAAUUGAGGAUCCGCCCAGACGCAAGGACAUGGUCUUCAUCGGCGGCGCUGUACUCGCGGAGGUGACAAAGGAUCGCGACGGUUUCUGGAUGUCCAAGCAGGAGUACCAGGAACAGGGCCUCAAAGUAUUGCAAAAGCUGCAGAAGAUCAGUCACUAGAGGUGCAGCCUAGUGCGACGGAGUGUGAGGACUACUGCCUGCGAGUGGGAUGGGCGUUGAUGAGACCCCAACAAAUAGGAUGAACAAUUGUAUAAAUUUGUUUUGGCUAGUUCGUAUAAGUUGAAAAUUUGCAGUUUUGCGUGAUGUAUCUGUCUGUCUAUAUAUGAGUGUUUUUGUGUGCCUGCGUGAGUGGGCGUGUCUGUUGGGCAGAAUUGGUUUAGAUUCCCAUAAGUCGCAGACAUGCCGACAUUGCUCGAUCCCCGUACAAUGAAUUGUAAUAUUUCUUUCGGCGCAAAGACGAGCGCCUAAAUUGUGUAACCCUAAAUUAGUACGUUUAAUUGAAUAUGAUUAUGCCUGAAGCCCAGACCCCUCCCCUUCUCUUGUUUUUUGCUAAAUAUAUAUAUAUAUAAAUUCAAUGUAUCGAUAUUUUUGUAAACGCAAAAUGUUUCAUUUCAAGCGAGUAUUUCACAUUAAGUAUUAACUAGGCCAAGUCUGCUAGUAGCAGCGAUUAUAAAUCGUGUGUGUAUGAGACAGAGAUAGAGAGAGAGACAGAGAUGGAGAUGGAGAGAGAGUGAAAGAAAGUUGCACAGCACAGAAGGAGAGAGCUAGUGUCGAAGUCAUCCUGCUUUCGUUAACUAAAUACACUGAUUUACCAGCCCUUUCCCAAUAAAGAUAAACCAAGAACAGUCACACGUUCAUGCAUUUAUAUUGCCCAAUAAUCGAUAAUACACUAUCUAUCAACCGAAAGUGUUUAAUUUGAUUUAAUUUCCCCUUCCUGCCUUUUCUAGUUAGUUGCAAUUUGAUGAUUGUUGGGGCUAAGCGGACGCUACACAUGCGAAACUAUCGGCACAUACAUAUACAAUAUAUAUGAUCAAUAUAUAUUUAUAUGCUUAAUAAAUGUGUAAUGCCAAUUAUAUAAGUAAAUGCAAUAAACAUAAAUAUGUAUGAUGUAUACUGUAUACUGAAGUAGACUAAAGCUAAAAUCGUAUAAUGACUUGGUUUUUUUUUUACCAACUAAAAACAAAACAAGAAUCACAAUAAAAAACCAAACAACAAAUUCAA
Drosophila gunungcola (fruit fly) is the source of this 2600-nucleotide messenger RNA. It is a transcript of the gene Arp2, whose product is annotated as actin-related protein 2. NCBI's taxonomy places the organism in Eukaryota, Metazoa, Arthropoda, Insecta, Diptera, Drosophilidae. The transcript has 6 exons. Gene Ontology annotation, molecular function: actin filament binding. Gene Ontology annotation, cellular component: actin cortical patch; Arp2/3 protein complex. Bases 354 to 1538 code for a protein of 394 amino acids. Gene Ontology annotation, biological process: Arp2/3 complex-mediated actin nucleation. The record is from RefSeq and is a predicted model, not a curated record.